Messenger RNA from Metarhizium brunneum ARSEF 3297, 1695 nucleotides. RefSeq lists its product as uncharacterized. NCBI's taxonomy places the organism in Eukaryota, Fungi, Ascomycota, Sordariomycetes, Hypocreales, Clavicipitaceae. The record is from RefSeq and is a predicted model, not a curated record.
AUGACGAGAAACGCGCCUAACCAUACCGUUUGGCGAGACCGAUGGGACGUGGCCAUUCACCACCUGUUUUGGGUUGUAUGUGUUUCGGCAAUCUAUCUCGCAACCGAGUUGACAAUCUGGGGCCUGAGCUUCGUACUGGCGUCUGCGCAACUCCAGUACUUUGGGUCUAUUGUGGGCAUGAUUGUCAUCUUCUCCGUCAUGGCAGCUGCUGGCCAGGUGUGUCCGAGUUGCGGCGACUUUUACCACCGACAUAUCAAAUCAAAGGUGGACUUUAUCAACGCCCAGCUCGGGAUUGGAUUCAGCGUGCCCAUCAUUCUGCUCAACCAUGUCCUUGGCAUCCGGGACAUUGGCUACAUCAUCGCAACGUCUGCUAUUACAAACGUAGCCUCUUGGACUUUAGUCUUCUUGCUGUCCCUUUCGGGCCUAUUGCUCCUCACAACUUUGCAGUCAUACGCUUCGAAACACGUACAAGGCAAGGAAAACAAGGUAUCCGCCUUUGCUUCACGCUAUGAGGUCGGAGGGACUAUUCGGCGGGCUGCAGCCCAAUGUUACGACCGGCCGUGGCAGUAUUUGACAUCAGAUGAUUCGGUUGAAAAAACAGAGGACCGAAAAUCCUCCCGCGCUGACGUCAAAGACGGAGCGGUAGUGAACCAACCCGUUGUGGAAGCCAAAGUCCAAGAUCGGGAUAGAAACCUCUGGCAUAUCUUGAGAAGCAACGGCUACGUCAUCCUGUGCCUUGUCGGUAUUAUAGGCAUCGGUAUUCCUCUGGAGCUCGUCGUUCACGACGGCAGAGCGCUGGACGGAUUCUCCCUGUGGCUCUGCUGGCUUGUCGCCAUACGACUCCAGCGCACGCUCAAGUCGUCGAACCUCUUUGGCUCCAACGUGCGGUGCCGUCACAGCCUCGCAACCAUGGUCAACCCCGUCCUGGUAACCACCCUCCUGAUGCUUGGCUUCACCCGUAUAAGGGGCCUGCUCAAAGGCAGCCGCGGCAUCGCCAAGGUCCUCGGAGACUUCAGCAGCGGAACUCCCCUGUACACCAUCUGGACAGCCGUCGCCUCGGACUCCCUCAUGCCGGACGGCCCAACCCCAUGGUUCGGCGCAGGAGACUUCGCCCUUUCCUUGCUCGAGUGCGGCAUUGUCGCAUGGGGCUUCAAGCUGUACGAGUGCCGCAAACAGCUCUUCAGCAUGUCCGGCAUCUCCACUUUGCUCUUCUCAACCACAGCCGCCGCGGGCAACGUCUUCCUCUCCGUGAUGCUCGCCCGCGCCCUCGGGCUGCAGCCAGAGGAAUCGCUGGCCUUUGCCGCCCGAAGCGCCACCCUCGCCCUCGCCAAGCCCUCCGUCAAGGCUCUGGGGGGCAACGUGGCCCUCAACGCCACGCUCGUGGUCAGCAACGGCAUCCUGGGACAGCUAAUGUACCCCGUGCUCCUGGACAAGCUGUCCGUGCCAACGGUCCAGCCCGAGCCGCAAGACAAAGCCGGCGAGGGGAAAAUCGACGACGACGGCCCGGUUACCGUCGCAGCUGGGACUGCCAUCGGCAUCAACGGGGCCGCCAUGGGGGUAUCGUAUCUCUACGAGGUGAAGAGUCGCGCGGCACCAUACGCGGCGCUAUCCAUGACCAUGUUUGGCGUCAUGACAGUCGUGUUUACAACCUUGGAACCGUUCAAAAAUACCGCCCUGAAGCUGGCUUCAAGGUGA